Molecule: messenger RNA, 438 nt
Organism: Zygotorulaspora mrakii
Lineage: Eukaryota; Fungi; Ascomycota; Saccharomycetes; Saccharomycetales; Saccharomycetaceae
Gene: CBP4
Product: Cbp4p
Exons: 1
Coding region: 1-438 (145 amino acids)
Biological process (GO): mitochondrial respiratory chain complex III assembly
Cellular component (GO): mitochondrial membrane
Source: RefSeq, a predicted model, not a curated record
AUGGAGAGACCGCUUUGGGUACGCUGGCUAAGGGUUUGGGCUGUUGGUGGAGCUAUAAUUGGUGGGGGUGUGCUGCUUUUCAAAUAUACAACUCCCACUGACGAGGAAAUUAUUAAUUCGCUAUCACCAGAAUUAAGGCUACAGUAUGAAAAGGAAAGAAACCUUCGUCAGGCUGAACAGCAAGAGUUAAUGAACAUCGUCAAAGAAACUUCACUCAGUGAUAAACCAAUUUGGAAAACGGGACCGAUCAAUUCUCCUUGGGAAAAGGGAGAAAAAAGUGCUGUAGCGAAUAGGGAUCAAUUCCAAAGGCUGAAGGCCAAGGAAGUCCAAAAGGAAGAGCUUCAAAGAAUAAGGGAGGAGCUGGCUCAAAUCCGCCAGCAAACUUCUACAGCUACAGACAGAAUUGUAGAGGAGAAGAAGAAAAGUUGGUGGAGGUAG